GGAAGUGACGAUCUAUUGCCGUCACCAAGCCGGCACAAUGACGUCGCCAAUCUGCUUUGGUACUUCCUUCCAUUUCGUUUCCAGUCGUGAAACGUGCUCGUGUUAUAUUUCGGCGUGUCCCACGUUUCGUGUCGUGAGAGACUUAAAAAAUGCGUUACGUGGCCGCUUACCUUUUGGCUGUCCUGGGUGGCAAGGAAUCGCCAUCCCAAGGUGACAUCGAAAAGAUCUUGUCCUCCGUAGGAAUUGAAGCUGAUGUUGAAAAACUGAAGAAGGUCAUUUCUGAACUCAAGGGAAAGCCCAUCGAGGAUUUGAUCAACGAAGGCCGUGGAAAGCUGUCUUCAAUGCCUGUCGGAGGUGGUGCUGCUGCGCCAGCUGCAGCAGCUGCAGCUGCACCUUCUGAAGAAAAGAAAGAAGAGAAGAAGGCCGAGAAGAAGGAGGAAUCCGAGUCUGAGGACGAUGACAUGGGAUUCGGUCUUUUCGACUAGAAGCUCUACCAUCAACGAAAACGGACAAGAAUUUAUUCUGCAGCAGCAGAGGCCAAUAUAUGUACUGUCAAAGAGUAUAUAUCCAGAAGUACAAAUAUCACUAUUAUUUGUAUAUUUUAUACACAUGUGACUCCUGCUGGAGAAUAAAUGAUUUUAAGUUUUAA
This is a messenger RNA of Neodiprion fabricii, 649 nucleotides long. RefSeq names its product 60S acidic ribosomal protein P2 (gene RpLP2). Gene Ontology annotation, biological process: cytoplasmic translational elongation. Bases 150 to 485 code for a protein of 111 amino acids. The record is from RefSeq and is a predicted model, not a curated record. The transcript is spliced from 4 exons. Lineage: Eukaryota; Metazoa; Arthropoda; Insecta; Hymenoptera; Diprionidae. Gene Ontology annotation, cellular component: ribosome; cytosolic large ribosomal subunit. Gene Ontology annotation, molecular function: structural constituent of ribosome.